Messenger RNA from Hyla sarda, 3424 nucleotides. It is a transcript of the gene OXNAD1, whose product is annotated as oxidoreductase NAD binding domain containing 1. Gene Ontology annotation, molecular function: oxidoreductase activity. The transcript is spliced from 9 exons. The record is from RefSeq and is a predicted model, not a curated record. Gene Ontology annotation, cellular component: mitochondrion. Bases 244 to 1188 code for a protein of 314 amino acids. NCBI's taxonomy places the organism in Eukaryota, Metazoa, Chordata, Amphibia, Anura, Hylidae.
CACAUGUGACUGGUCACAUGGUCAUGACACCAUCAAAGGUCCUUUAGACUGCAAGAAAGUAGUAAUGAACCCGGAAGUGACCAAUGUCAUCUGAUGCAGCCGGCAAAUUAUAAAAGAGCUUCCUGCAGGUAGAAUAAUGUGGUGGAAUUUCUUCACGACGUGGUGAACAUGACUCAUUUGUGAUCUCUGGUGACCAGUCUAAAGCUUGAACGAUAGAAGUGUCGGGGUGCUUUGACCUCAGCCAUGGCUCUUGCUACUGUUUCUGUUUCCUGUCAAGUGCUCAGAGGGGCUACUGGAAUUUUCACUAGUCAUUCGGCCUCACUACUGUCGAGGGCCCCAGCUUUGUGCACCCGGACCCUGAAUAGACGGAGAAUGGCAUCACAACGAAAGACAGAUCAUUUGGAGAGAACAGCCAACACCUUUAGACAAGAGAUUAUUUCUUCUGCAAAAGUUUGUGGAAUAACCAAUGAAUCUACCACUGUGAAGAGAGUCCGUCUUUCUGUGGAAAACAGAGAGUUUACUUUUAAAGCAGGGCAGUGGGUCGAUUUCUUUAUUCCUGGCGUUCCUAAAGUUGGAGGCUUUUCCAUUUGUUCAAGUCCUGGGCUUCUGGAACGAGAAGGAGUUCUGGAGCUUGCUGUGAAGAACAACCUCCAUCCUCCUGCUCACUGGAUUCAUACACAGUGUUCUCUCGGCUCGGAAGUAGCUUUACGAGUGGGGGGAGAGUUCUUCUUUGAUCCUCAAGCAUCUGACUCUCCUGUGGAUCUGGUAUUAAUAGCUGGUGGAGUAGGAAUCAAUCCCUUGUUUUCAAUACUCUUACAUGUUGCUGACCUUCACAAGACCCUGGAGACAACGGGCAAAGGCUUCCAAAUGGGGAGCGUGAAGCUCUAUUAUUGUGCCAAGAACACCAAUGAGUUCCUUUUCAAGAAAAACAUUCUUAAUUUGAUGCACAGCUUUCCUGGAAAAAUGACAUGCAGCUUUCAUGUCACGCAACAGAGUUCACCAGUCUGUCCAGAACUUCAGCCAUUCAUCACUGAAGGAAGAAUCUCUGAAAGUCAUCUAGCAAAUUCUGUUUCUAGGAAUCAUCUGUGUUACAUAUGUGGACCACCUCCUAUGAUCGAGUCCAUGUGCAAACAACUUGAGGACCUUCAUGUACCCAGAGAACAGAUUUACUUUGAAAAGUGGUGGUAGAAAGGAAGUGUAAUGAUGAUCUCCAGUAACCACCCUCUUCUCACGGAGGACAUUGGGAAAGUGGGAGAGUAUUUUAAAAUUGUAACUAUGUGAAGUAUCUGUUACUCCCUUAACAGCAGUCAGCUAUAUGUAUGGAUGAAGCAGAAAAGAUGAAUCAUAUUUAUGUACAUUUCACUCAAAAAUGUUAUAUUUAAAUUGAAAUUGUACAUUUGUGAACUAAAAUUUGUGUGUUGCAUUUUUAUUUACUGGAGGUGACAUUGAUGCUUUCUUGUUAAGGGCUUGUGCAUGGACAUUAAGCCAGCGGAAUUCUGUUGGCCUAAUUCUGCUUGCAGCAGGCACCACUGAAUACUUCGGCGGUAGGACUGUGCUUCUCUUAAGAUGGCAAUGCAGUCCAGCAUAUUUUUGCCCAAAGAAUUAACAUAUUCAUUCUUUUCGUGAAUGUACUUUCAGACAGUGGAAUUCCGCUGCUUUAAUUUCACAUUUCUCUUAUAAACAAUGGGAUUCUGCUGCAAGCUGAUUUAAGCCAACAAGCCCUAAGAGUAUUAACAAGAUAUACAAGGGAAAUUAGACAAUUUAAAACAGUCCUGUUCACACUACUAGAUUUAAGGUGAUUCAUACUGCGCACACUUACAGUGCACAUUCACUGUCGCAUACAAGCUCCUGGCAUUUGUAUAAAACGUAAAUGUGUCUUCAUAGGCCCCUGUUUUACCCAACAGUGUCUAUUUGGCCUUUGUCGAGACAGUAUACUUUGUAUAUGUUGUGUAGGUUACUCCCAUUUUUGUACAGCGAAAGAAAAAAUGUUUUGAUCCCCUUACGAUUUUGUACAUUUGCAUAUUGACAAAAAAAUUAUCAGUCUAUAAUGUUAAUAGUUCAUUUGAACAGUGAAUGACAGUGAAAAUCCCCAAAAAAUAUUUUAAAUAAGUUAUGUAGACCGAUACAAGGCUGGAAUGGGACAAGCAGCUUGGUGAGAAGUUUACAACAGUUGGUGCAAUUAUUUGCAAAUUGGAAGAAACACUAAAUAACUGUCUAUCUCCCUCAGUCGGUGGCUCCAUGAAAGAUCUCACCUCAUGGAGUUUUAAUGAUCAUGAGAACGAUGUAUAGGCCUGUCUGAUUCAUUCAGAUGUUCAAAUCCAAACUUCACAGGAGAACUGGGGGAAAGUGAUGUGGUCAGAUGAAAACGCAGCUCUUUGGCAACUCAACUCGCCAUGUUUGAAGCAGCAGGAAUGUUGCCUUUGAUCCUAAAAACGCCAUCCCCACCAUUAAACAUGGACAGGACAACUUCACUGUGCCAAAGUGGCAAUGGAUGGGGGCAUGUACAGUCAGAUCUUUGUUGAGAACCUUUUGUUCUCAGCCAGGGCAUUGGAAAUUGGUGGGGAAUGGGUAUUCCAGCAUGACAGUGACCCAAAACAUAUGGCCAAGGCAAAACAGUAGUGCCUUAAGAAGAAGCACAUUAAGUUCCUUUAGUGGCCUAGCUUGUCUCCAGACCUUUAUCUCAUAGAACAUCUGUGGAGGCGAACUCAAGGUUUAAUUUGCCAAACGUCAACCUUGAAACCUUUGACUUGGAGAGGAUUUAGAAAGAGUGGGACAAAAUCCCUCUGAGAUGUGUGCAAACCUGGUGACCAACUUAAAGAAACAUCUGACCUCCGUCAUUGCCAACAAGGGUUUUGCAGGUGAUCAAAUAUUUUUUUCCUUCGCUGUUUUUUUAUUUUUUUUUAUUUUUUUAAAUGCAGCCUGUGGUCAACAUUAUGCCAACAUUAUGCCUAUGAUCACCAUACAGUGACACUGUCUAAGCAAAAGACUCUAUCACUGCUUCUUUGUGCUUUGUGGAAAUGGUCAUUGAGAUCAAUCACUGCACAUAUAUUUUUAUUAUUUAUCUUUUAUAUCACCCUUGGUUCCAGGGCACUGCACACUUGAUUAUGACUAAAAUACAGAUCAUGAACUUGACACAGUAAAUAACAGACUGAAAUAAGGGGAGAGAGGGCCCUGUCUACAAGGGCUUACAAUCUGAUUUCAAAGAAUUAACAAUUAGGCAUGUUGAUUAUUUAUUGUGCAAAAUACAGACACCAAUGUUUUGAUCCAAAGGGACCUUUGUCAAGAUGUCCGAAAUAACCUGAUGAGGUAGAGUAGGGAUAGCCAUGUAUCUGCAGAUCUGGUGAUGCUAUGUAGCUGGGAAAUCCAGCAAAUACCUUUGACAUGUACCUCAAAUGCAGAGUGAAUGCAGCUUUAAAGGGGUACU